Messenger RNA from Yarrowia lipolytica CLIB122, 957 nucleotides. RefSeq lists its product as uncharacterized. Gene Ontology annotation, molecular function: nucleic acid binding. The record is from RefSeq and is a predicted model, not a curated record. Lineage: Eukaryota; Fungi; Ascomycota; Dipodascomycetes; Dipodascales.
AUGUUAAUUAAGUGGAGGUUUGUUUUACGCGUUUCAGUCUCCUUCAACAUGGCCAAAUCGAAUUCAAAGCCAUACUACGCCGUCAGAAAGGGCCGAAAAACAGGUGUAUUUACAUCAUGGGACCAGGUGCAGCCGCUGGUCGACAGAUUCCCCGGCGCCCAGCAGAAGAGAUUCGAAUCACUGGCCCAAGCGGAGCUAUGGGUUUCCACAGCCGUUUGCGUGUCUCCUCCAAAGAGCACGCCGCCGUCCAGUGCUGGUUCUAACGGAACACAAAGUCCUCGCCUCGACCGCAGUCCUCGCAAACCGACGUGGUCUUCGUCGCAAUCGUUGGGAUUGGAGGGGGUCCGAAGAGACCUUCCAUCUUCUCCCACAAGAUCCAAGCCGAGGAUGGACAACUACACGACCAAGGUGAACAAUGAGAAGAUGGAAGUUGCAACAAGGGCGACGAAUCUGGAAAAUCCGACAAACUUGACGGGAAAGGAGGAGACAACAUGGUGUCCUACGACCAGUGAGAUGGAAAUGGGCUGGUCCAUGUUCCGUAUGAUCCAGUCUGAUCCGUGGAACAAGGUGGAGGUGGAGGGACGAAUAGAAUCUGGACGGACAUUGUUUGAGAUUUAUUUCAACGAAAACAACUCCCAGAAUGUCGUGCGUCCUGUUGUUGUUGCUGACUGCCAAACUGAGGAGGAACAGGUGGCCAGAGCAGUGUUGGUAGGUGUCUAUGAAGCAUGCAAAUUGAUACACGCUCGCAACGAUGGACUCAAGUACGAAAUACAGACCACAUCCAUGUUUGUCAUUGAGUGCUACUAUCGACGGUGUUUCAAGUGGCAGAUUAAUGGUUGGGUGGAUACAGACAAUACCCCUGUACCUCACAGAGAGGUGGUUGAGCCUACGAUGGAGUUGUUGCAGCAGUUGAAAGGAAGGAUCAGAUUUGGGAAGUUGAAGGUGGUGGAACAAUGA